AUGGGUUCAUUUAUAUUCGGCCAGGACGCACGUCUCGACGACGACGUCGCACCCCUCCCUCCGCGCGAUGUCCUGCUGUGCGUACGGACGGGGAAGAUCCGACCCCUCCGGGGCGUGAAGAUCCGGUCCGCCAUUAACAAGUCCGCGCGCCAGGGCAAGAUCAGGGUCACCCAGACCGGGCUCGUCGGCGAUGAGGUCCAGUAUGAGAUGCACGGCGGUGUAGAGAAGGCGCUGCACCACUACUGCGCAAGCCACUACAAGACGUGGAACGAGGAGCUCCCCAACCGCGAACACCUGUUCAAGAUCGGCGGUUUUGGCGAGAACCUGUCAACGGCGCUCCUCCACGAGGGCAACCUGUGCGUUGGCGACAAAUUCCGACUGGGACCCGAGGUCAUCGUACAGGUCAGCGAGCCAAGACAGCCGUGCUUCAAACUUAAUCACCGUUUCGAAUACAAGAAGACCUCCACGGUUGCUCAGAACUCGGGCCGUAUCGGCUGGUACUAUAGAGUUCUGAAAACAGGCUAUAUCCAGGAGGGCGAUGCUUUUGAGCUGAUCGAACGGAUCAAUCCACGCUGGCCGCUCCUCCGCGUCCAGAAGUAUCUCUUUCAUGAUGUCAACAACAUCGAGGCUAUCACCGAGCUCAGCCAGCUGCCUGGCCUGGGUGAGGAAACUCUUGGGGUCUUCCGCGCUCGCCUCGCUCGUGGCCCUGAAGACCCAAGUGGCCGCCUUGAGGGAGAUCGCAUUCCCGUAGUCUGGCGCCCGUACAAGCUUAUCGAGAAGACGGACCUCACUCCCCGUGUCAAGAAGUUUGUCUUUGAGGUCGAGAAGCCUAGCUCUGAUAUCGAGGAUCCGGCGUUCGGGCGCUUUCCACACGUGCGGUUGCAGUUUGGUCCCGACAUGUGUUUCUCGCGAGCCUAUUCCGUCGUGUCUGGUGAUAUGGCACGGUUUGAGCUGGGUAUCGCGAGAGACGACCAGUCCAGGGGUGGCUCCGUUCAUCUUCACGAUCAGGUACAAGUUGGGGACAUGAUCACGGUUGCCAAAGGUCACGAUGCCAAGCCGUCUAGUUCGAACUGUAUAGACAACCUACGCAGCAAGAAGCAUGUUUUCAUCAUCGGCGGCAUAGGCGUCACUGCUUUUCUUCGCGACAUUGCCGACCUAGCCAAAGCUUCGGCAGACUUGGAGGUCCACUACGCAGUGCGCAGCCGUGAGGAGGCGGUUUACUUAGAGCUCCUCCCAACAAAAAGCACUACAGUCUACGCCAAAAGUGAGGGCCGCCGACUUCAUUUGACUCGGAUCGUUCCUCACACGGCUUCUGGAACGGCACCCGACGCAAUGGUAUACUGCUGUGGCCCAGCGUCACUGCUCAGCGAAUGCCUGAACCUUACCAAGAAGCUGGGCUACCCACGCUCCCACGUCCACUUUGAGGAGUUUGGCGGCGCUACGACCGGGACAGGCGAGCCGUUUGAAGUCGAGAUCAGAUCGACCGGAAAGGUUUUGCAGGUCCCCGGGAAGAAGUCUCUGUUGCAAGUCCUGACCGAGGCUGGCUUUGAAAUUGAAUCGUCCUGUUUGGUGGGAAAUUGCGGAACAUGCAUGGUUGACCACUGCAAGGGCAACAUCGAACACCGUGGCACAGCGCUGGGAGACGAGAUGAAGGAGGAGUCCAUGUUGAGCUGUGUUAGUCGUGGCCAAGGGCGGAUUGUCAUCGAUUGCUAG
Molecule: messenger RNA, 1713 nt
Organism: Neoarthrinium moseri
Lineage: Eukaryota; Fungi; Ascomycota; Sordariomycetes; Amphisphaeriales; Apiosporaceae
Exons: 1
Coding region: 1-1713 (570 amino acids)
Molecular function (GO): 2 iron, 2 sulfur cluster binding; pyridoxal phosphate binding; oxidoreductase activity
Source: RefSeq, a predicted model, not a curated record